GUUGCAAUCGUCGAAAGCGACAUCUUCCAAACCAAAAGCCUCAGCAAUGCCUCUCAUUUCUAUAAUUCGUCUCUUGAUGCAUUGUGCUGUGCAGCAGAGAUCAGCAGGGCAAGUUUUUGCUGUUCUUCUUGUAUGCAGCUACAAUUUUGAGGCGACAGUGCUUGAUCAAGCAAAGCUAUGAAGCAAGAGCUCCGAGUUCCACAUGCAGCCAGAACCAGAGUUGUCUCAAGAGCGAAGGAUCCUCCAAUAACAGAUACAGAUCAUGGGACCUCUCCAGGGUUGAAGGCGAGGCCAAAAUCUACUGCCUUGGAUGCGAGCACCGCAAACUUGGCUAGAAGAAGAUCUCCUCAGUUCAACAACAAGCUCAGGCCAGCCACUAAUGGUUUAAGUGCCCCAAAAGUGGUGGAGCAGUUUGCUCGCUUGGGGAGGAGGGAAGACGCCAGUUGCAAGGGGUCUGCGGAUGGAGUCAAUGGAAAGAUCAAGGAAUUGGAGAGUAGACUUGGUGAGAGUGAGAAAUUGGUGAGGGAGUUACAGCAGGAAGUGACCGAAUUGAAGACUGAGAUAGAGAAGUUGCAGGUGAAGAAUGUUGAGUUGGAGUCACAGAACAAGAAGCUGGAGCAAGAUCUUAUUGCAGCUGAAGCAAAUAUCAAGAUGAUGGAGAAGAAUGAUCAGGUGGAAUUGGAUGGCAAAUCUAAGUUCAGAGAUCUAUUAGAGCUUGUUCAGAAAAACUCAAAGAAUUCUGCAGAAAUGGAGGAAGUUCAACAAAAUGUAGUGAUUAAGAUGCCUAUUCCAACUUUGUCACCUUCCAAAGGUUCUUCCCAUGGGCCACCUCCACUGCCGCCGCCGCCGCCUCAUUCUCUUCCUCACAGUGCUUCAGGAAGAGCCACAGUGAGCAAGGCUUCUGCUCUAGUCCAACUAUACCAUUCACUGACAAAGCAAGGUUCGGCAAGCAAUGGGGGUUCUGCCAGUCCUAUCUCUGGUUUUGCACAUAGAGGAAUUGUUGGAGAACUUCAACAUCGAUCAGCUCAUCUAUUAGCGAUCAAAGCAGAUGUGGAAACAAAAGGGCCGCUCAUCAAACAUCUUAUACAGAAGGUGCUCUGGUCAUCUUUCACCAGUAUGGAAGAUGUCCUAGCUUUUGUUGAUUGGCUUGAUGGAGAACUCUCCACCCUGGCUGAUGAGAGAGCUGUGCUGAAGCAUUUCGAUUGGCCUGAGAAGAGAGCUGAUGCAUUGCGUGAAGCUGCUGUUGAAUUCCGUGGUCUCAAACAACUUGAAGCCCAUGUUCAUUCUUUAAAGGAUGAUUCUUCCUUAUCAUGUGAGGUGGCACUAAAGAAGAUAUCAAACUUACUAGAUAAGUUCGAGCAAGGCGUUGAUAGAUUGAUCAAGUUGAGGAAUGCAAAUAUGAUGCUGUACAAGGAGUGCAAAAUUCCAACUGAUUGGAUGCUAGAUUCUGGUAUGGUUAACCAGAUGAAGCAGAGCUCUGUGAAGCUUGCGAGACUCUAUUUGAGUAGAGCGACAAUGGAGCUCAAAGUAUUUCAGCACUCCGAGCGGCAAUCUGCACAAGAGGCACUUCUUCUUCAAGGGGUGAAAUUUGCUUAUAGAACACACCAGUUUGCCGGAGUGCUCGACUCUGAGCUGAUGAUCACCAUUGAGGACUUGAAGAAAAGGGUUGAAUCACAGAGUAGAAGAUCACAAUAGAUCACAUCCAUGCUAUGACAGUCAAUGGAAGCUGAUUCUGUGAGGAGACCCAUGAAAGUUGAUAACAUGGUUUUUCUGUGGACAUAGAGAGCCGUAAAUAAGCUCGGAAUUGAAUAAAAGGAAAGAGGAAUUUUGAAAAGAUGACUUGAGAAUCUCUCGAGGCUUUUCUUACUAUAGAAUGUAUUUGUAAACCAAUACUGAAUAAAAUUCAAAUUUGCAGUAGGCAUUGUUUUUUCA
This is a messenger RNA of Zingiber officinale, 1932 nucleotides long. Its product is annotated as protein CHUP1, chloroplastic-like. Gene Ontology annotation, cellular component: chloroplast outer membrane. The transcript is spliced from 8 exons. The record is from RefSeq and is a predicted model, not a curated record. NCBI's taxonomy places the organism in Eukaryota, Viridiplantae, Streptophyta, Magnoliopsida, Zingiberales, Zingiberaceae. Gene Ontology annotation, biological process: chloroplast organization. Bases 178 to 1695 code for a protein of 505 amino acids.